CAGAACACAGGCCGGAAAUGCGAUAUUUAACAACCACCCUAAUGUUUGUAGGUCUUACCGCUUCCACGCCUUAUUUUUAGUUCCUUCACUCAUUGAUACAUCUCGGUUCUUCAAGCCAAAUUAUAUUCUAGCUGCUGUUUUACCUCAGUGUUGUCAGCGGGGCUUGUAGCGGUUGUGGCCCUCGACAGAUAAAAGUACUUAAUUAGUUGUUUUUUGUGGUCUGAUCAAAUGGCCUAUCCAGGAUACGGUGCUCCACAAGGAGGAUUCCCCGGAAUGCCCCCUCAGCAACAAGAUCCUCUGUAUGGAUUCUUUUCACAAGUGGCUGGACAGGAUGGACAGAUCUCAGCAGACGAGCUGCAGCGCUGCCUCACGCAGUCCGGCUUCUCUGGAUCAUACCAACCUUUCAGCCUGGAGACAUGCAGACUGAUGAUUAACAUGCUGGAUAAGGACAUGUCCGGGAUGAUGGGCUUUAACGAGUUCAAGGAGCUGUGCCAGGUCCUGAAUGGCUGGAAGGCCACCUUUUCAUCCUUUGACCGGGACCACAGUGGGACAGUAGAGAGCCAUGAACUGCAGCAGGCCAUCGGAACAAUGGGCUACAACCUAAGCCCUCAGGCUAUGAACUGCAUCAUGAAGCGCUACAGCACCAGUGGCAGAAUUGCUUUUGAUGAUUUUGUGAGCUGCUGUGUGAGACUCCGUGCCCUGACUGAUCAGUUCCGUAGAAGGGACACGACCCACAGUGGAAAUGCCUCCUUUCAAUAUGAUGACUUUAUCCAGGUCACCAUGAGCGUCUAAAAAGAAUAAAGCUUUCCUGUGAGGACCUGCCAGAGUCAACAUUCUCUUAAAAAUCACAUAAUCUUUAUUUUCUUAUUAAUCUUUAUAGAAGAACCACAUCAUAAUAUCACAUUCCAUUCCAUUUGCUUCAGAACUUGUAAGACAUACUCAUUCAACAUAAUGUUCUAACAUCUUUAUGUUCCACUGACUGUCAUGUUGCAACAUGCAUACUUGCAGCUUUUAGUGUCACUAAAAGCUGCAAAAGGCUACAGCUGCAUCUGUAGCCUUUUACCUCAACAGCAGUCAUCAUGUUAGCUAUUGUCCACAUUUAUAAAAUGAAUAAAAGACAAUAUAAAGUUU
Molecule: messenger RNA, 1131 nt
Organism: Girardinichthys multiradiatus
Lineage: Eukaryota; Metazoa; Chordata; Actinopteri; Cyprinodontiformes; Goodeidae
Gene: sri
Product: sorcin
Exons: 8
Coding region: 229-792 (187 amino acids)
Molecular function (GO): calcium ion binding
Source: RefSeq, a predicted model, not a curated record